AUGGAGUACUUCUUCUUAAAAGGAUUCUUGGUGCUUUUGUUAACAAAACACUGCACAUCUGACGGCCUUCCUACUUCAAACCAUUCUUCCACGGUCACUCUUGAAGCUACACAAACUUCACUUCCAGCUGAAGUUGUCGCCCCACCAAGCCUGGAAGAGGUGCAACAAGCAGUACAGGAGGCUUCUGAGAAGGUGGAGGAUGGUGCAGCUGAGGAGGUCCUGAUGGAGCUUCUGGAGAGGGUAGUGGAAGCAGCUCUGGGGCAAGUAGAAGGGAAACGGGAUGAGCAGGAAGAGGAGGUUGAAGACGAGACGGGAGUAGAGGUAUCCGAGCAGAUGGUGGAAGGGAUGGAUGAUGCUGGAGAAGGUGAGCAGAAGACCAAAGAAGGAGAAGAGGAAGGAACAGUUGCUGAUAAUAUGGAAGCCACCACAGUUGGUGUAGACGCUGUUGGAACUGAGGCAGUUCUAGAUGAAUUUGUAGAUGCCAAAAUUACUCAGGAAGUUGUUGAGGAAACCGUGGCUCCCUUAGAGGAAUUAGACAAGAAGGAUGUAAUGUUAAAUGGCAGAGUUGAAUCACAAACAACUCAGAUGGUUCAAGAGGUUGACUUUGGUGGGGAGCCAGUGCAGGAGAUUGCCCCAGACUCUGACCAAAGUCUUGUGGCUGAUCAUAUAGGGACAGUAGGGGCGAUGGAGGAAGUUGCUCCAGCAGAAGGUGAGCUACUCGGAUCGCCAUCUGAUACUGCUAACAUCGAGCCAACACAUCCUGUGCUAGAAGAUCCAAUAUUUAUCAUCGAAAACUACACGGUGAAGGACCCACAAAGUCAUGUAGAGGAAGAGAUGGAAGCUAUUGAGAUUGAAGAUGAGGAAUUGGAUUCAAACAGAGAAGAAAGUCACCAGGGUAUCAUCAAGCAAGAAUAUGAAGUGUUGGUCAACGGUGAGGAUGAGCAACAAGCUGGAGUCAAUGUUACAUUACAGACUUCAAAUGAUCUCAUAGGAGACCCAGAAGCAACAGUGAUCUUUCCCCCGGAGCCUGAGGAUGAUGCGUCCAUCGGGCAGAGGCCCAAAAACCAGCUUGCUCCCGCCCCGAGCACAAUCUUCAGUGAGGUUGCAGAGAGUGUCUUCACUGACCACGGCAAUGAGAUCCUCUACCCGACUGAUGACCUUUUGACCCGACCAACGCUAUCCUAUUUUGGCAAGGAUGUGCUGGCGAUGCCCCCUCACCCAAGAGGACAGCUAGUUGAAGAUACCGCUGGGAAUCCAGAAACAAAGGAAAUGGGUCUGGAAGCGUGGAAGACCGGCACAACAAUUAUUGCAGUGUUCUUGGUUUUAGAGACGAUUGUCAUUAUCGUCUAUAUCUUUAAAUGUCGUAACAAAAACAGGAGGCCCGCUAGGCAACACUCAUGUGAGGAAGGGUGUGUCGAAGCAGAAGUGACCACCGGGGCUGAAAGUAGUGACGACACGCUCCACGCAGGAAAUGGGGACACUCAACAACACCAAACAAAACCACCAAACACCAAAGAGCACAAAGGAGAGCAUGUGAUUAGCAUGUCAAACCUCCCGGAUGGCCCCACAGUGGAAUCGGCCAAUGCUGGACCAGGACCAGAUUCGUCACAAGAACUCAGGACUUCCAUGCUCUAGGGUGGUCUGAUUGUUGAUUGUUGAUAUUAAAGUAAGAGUCCCUCUUUGCCUUUGUUCAAAGCUAUCCAAGACGCCUCAAGAAAUAUUUUUAAUUGACCGACUGGUUGAAUCCGACAGAAGAAUUUUGUAUGUAGCGUGUUUGAACGAAUGCAUUUGGGGGGGGGCAUGUAUGGGGGUGAACACAUUUUACACACGUUAGGAAGUACUCAAACUCAAGAUGACGUCUAAUUCACUGCAUUUUUGUUUCAUUAGCAUUUCUGUUCAAGUCCUGUAUAAUAUAACUAAAACUCUGUAAA
This is a messenger RNA of Syngnathus typhle (broad-nosed pipefish), 1931 nucleotides long. RefSeq lists its product as uncharacterized. The transcript has 6 exons. Bases 1 to 1635 code for a protein of 544 amino acids. The record is from RefSeq and is a predicted model, not a curated record. NCBI's taxonomy places the organism in Eukaryota, Metazoa, Chordata, Actinopteri, Syngnathiformes, Syngnathidae.